Messenger RNA from Sclerotinia borealis F-4128, 1005 nucleotides. The record is from the annotation of a GenBank genome assembly. Lineage: Eukaryota; Fungi; Ascomycota; Leotiomycetes; Helotiales; Sclerotiniaceae.
AUGCCUUCUGCAAUUUCACCACCCCAAUCAACAUUCUGCACUGAAAGUUUAGCCAUUACCAAAACCACUUACGCGCGCACGCAAGAUCCCGAAAUGUUGAAGUCUAAGAGAAAGAUUAUUUGUUUUUCGGACUUCGACGGCACAAUCUUCAUGCAAGAUACCGGACACGUCCUCUUCGACGCCCAUGGCUGCGGUGAACAACGCCGUCUCGUCCUCGACAACCAAAUUAAAACGGGCGAACGCUCUUUCCGCGAUGUAUCAGAAGAGAUGUGGGGAUCUCUGCGUGUUCCCUUUGAAGAUGGUUUUGCCAUUAUGGAGAAAACGCUCGAGAUUGAUCCUGAUUUCCAACAAUUCCAUCGUUAUUGCAUGAAUAACAAUAUCCCAUUUAAUGUCAUCAGUGCAGGAUUAAAACCCGUGUUGAGAAAAGUGCUGGAUGAAUUCCUGGGCGAGGAAGAAAGUCGCAAGAUAGACAUCGUAGCGAACGAAGCGGAGAUAAGCGAGGAUGGGAAUCAAUGGAAGCCCGUCUGGCGCCAUGAUACAGAGUUGGGACACGAUAAAGCAUUAUCGAUAAUCGAGGCGCGAGAGCUCGCGCAGUGGGAAUGUGAGGAUGGCACGAUUCCGCUCAUCGUGUUUAUAGGAGAUGGCGUAUCGGAUUUGCCGGCCGCGUCACAGGCGGAUGUAUUGUUUGCGCGGAGGGGGCUACGCUUGGAGGAAUAUUGUGUGGAGCAUGAUAUUGCGUAUGUGCCAUUCGAUACGUUUGCGGAUGUGCAGAAAGAGGUGCAGAGGAUUGCUGAGGAGGAUCAGCUGAAGACGGGUGGGGUGGGUAAGCCGGCUAGAUUCAAUCCCAGGGCUAAUCUGUGGAGAAGAGUCUCGAGUAAGACUGCGGUUCCUUCGUAUGUCGCGGCUACUCCGACAAAUGAAGAGAAAAUGUUCUUGUGGCCGGAAUCUUUCUCGGAGCUUAAGGAAAAUCGACCAUGUACUAUUACAGAGCAUGUUGGUGCUUAG